AGCACCCGCUUUCUAUACAGAUACUAUACAGAACACUUGCUAUCGUGCUGAAUAAAUAUUCCAAUACAAUACCGAAAAAAAUACAGAUGUCUGUGACCACACCCCUGAAAUAAAUGUAUUAAAUGCUGAUCAGUCAUGUACAAGUUGGCGUUGACUAUGUAUCACAUUACAAAUAUUCAUCAUUACCAUGCUGCUCAUUUGUAACGUUGAAUUUCAUUGGGUAAUCGUGGCGUUAAUAUUUUUAUAUACACAGUUGCUUCAAGUGUAUGAUUUUUUUACUAUUUUGAUAUAAAAAGUUAUUUUACAAUAUCAAAACUUAGCGAAAUAGAAUUUUGAAAGAGUAUAUGGCGUAUAUCAGCAUUUGUUUGCUUUCCAACCUGCACCUCGUAACAUGCAUUGCUCCACCGUAUACAGCUUAAGACGGCUCACCUACACAAUAUGUGUUAAAAUCCGAGUAAAUAGCAGAUAAAAAAACACAAAGUAAUAUUUGCCAAAAUAUUUCACCAGGAAAAAUAUUUGAGACGUUAUUAAAAAUGUGUCAUUUAAAGCUGCAUGGAUAAAUUUCCUUAAAACAGAACGAGCUGAUAAUAAGUCUUAUUUGCAUAUACUAAAAUUCGUAUACGAACUUUAGUGUUACCAUGGAGUUUUUCCGUAAAAUCGUAAUUUAUUAACAAUUUUUGAUGAGAAUUACAACAAUACUGUUAAAAAGGUUCAUGAAACUGUAAAAUGCUUGGUUUUUAAUUAGACGCAAACUAUUUUUACAUAUUCAUUAAAUGCAGCUUUAAGAUAAACAUAGAAAAAAGCUUUAGAAAUCUACUAUUUCAUAAAUAUUACUAUCUCAUAACACAAUAUAUUAAUUUUAGCCAUGGGGACAUCAUUUUACAACCAUCUAUCGUGAUAAAAUAAAGAAAAGAUAUAUAUUUUGUUAAAAAAAAGCAACAAAAUUAACAAAAACUUUAUUAAAUUAAAUAUUUUAAUGUUUUAAUGGUAAUCUAACUUAUUUUUCUUUAUAAUCCAUACAUUUUAAAAUUCAAGUAUCAACAUUAGAAGUUUUAAUUUCCUUUACAAGAGUUUCGAAUGAGUGGAUGUUGAAUAUUAUAAAUUAUUUAAUGGCUAAAACAUAGUCAUUGUUCUUUUUUUUACAGAGUGGGGAAGAGUGUUUCUGCGGAAAUAAAAUAAGGCAUUGUAAAAAGACAGCACAUUGUACCUACAAAUGUAGAGGUAACCCGGAUGAAUACUGUGGUGGUGAUUGGCAAAUUAUGAUAUACGUCACAAAGUCAUAUGAAAAUACGUCGACAACAUCAUCUACAGAAAUUAGUGCGAGUACACAUCACGUGACUGAGACUAGCAAAAGUACCAGUUCACAGUCGAGUGUAAGUCCCAUGAUUGAGACUAGCAAAAGUACCAGUCCACAGUCGAGUGUGAAUCACGUGACUGAGACUAGCAAAAGUACCAGUCCACAGUCGAAUGUGAAUCACGUGACUGAGACUAGCAAAAGUACCAGUCCACAGUUGAGUGUGAAUCACGUGACUGAGACUAGGAAAAGUACCAGUACACAGUCAAGUGUGAAUCACGUGACUGAGACUAGCAAAAGUACCAGUUCAAAGUCGAGUGUAAGUCCCAUGAUUGAGACAGGAAGUACCAGUCAAAAGCCAUCAACAAAUCAUGAUACUUUAUCUACACUUAAUCCAGUGAGGAAAACGAACACAGGCGAUGACAAAACUUCUGUUUCCUAUUUGUAUAUUUUAUUGCCAGUGGGAAUUAUCGUUAUAGCGGUGAUAUUGGUUAUUAUUAUUUAUAAGAGGCGGCUCCGUUGUAAGAAAGAUUCCGAUCCAGUAGCUUCAAAUAGUGUGGUGUACGCUGCACCACACAGCACGGCAUACCUUACUGCUGUACAUGAAACCGAAUCUGAGCAUACAAACGCAAUGAGGUCUGGAUAUGUUAAUGAUGCCAACACUGGUAAUGAAGUUAACGACAGAGCUGGAAAUUACACGGAAGAAUCGGAUGAUUUUAAUGUGAUCAAUCUCAGAUCAAAUAAUAAGACUAUUCACAAUGAUUCAAAUGCUCGCCAGGUGACAGUAAUACGAUCUACAAUAAACUAA
Ruditapes philippinarum (Manila clam) is the source of this 2102-nucleotide messenger RNA. RefSeq lists its product as uncharacterized. NCBI's taxonomy places the organism in Eukaryota, Metazoa, Mollusca, Bivalvia, Venerida, Veneridae. Bases 1260 to 2102 code for a protein of 280 amino acids. The transcript has 4 exons. The record is from RefSeq and is a predicted model, not a curated record.